Hemisphaericaspora subhashii is the source of this 1053-nucleotide messenger RNA. RefSeq lists its product as uncharacterized. The coding region runs from base 1 to 1053 and encodes 350 amino acids. NCBI's taxonomy places the organism in Eukaryota, Fungi, Ascomycota, Pichiomycetes, Serinales, Debaryomycetaceae. The transcript has a single exon. The record is from RefSeq and is a predicted model, not a curated record.
AUGGAACCCGAUACAGAAGAAGACACUGAAACGACCGAAACCUUUAGCACGCAAGAAGCUAAUACCGAAAACGACCCUGAAACGACUGAAUAUUUUAGCACGUUGGAAUCAAGCGAGACAUUUGUUGAAUCGGACACAACAGAAUUCGAAACAUCGGAAGCUGACGAACUGAGUACAGAGGAAUCAAGAGAUACAGACUCCGAAUCAACCGAGAAUCCAGCAGAAUCAAGCGGAGCGGAAUUUAAAACCGCAGAAGCUGACAUAACAUCUGAAUCAAGCGGCCCAGAGUGGGAGUCCACAGAGAUAUUUGUAGAAGGGAGUACUGCUGAAUCCGAGACAUUCAAUACCGACUUAGAACCUGAAUCAACCACACCCCACUCAAGCGAGACAGAGAUUGACUCCACCGAGGCUUUUAUUGAAUCAACUAGUACUGAGCCGGAAACAUCAGAAACCUACUUACCAGAAUCCGGUGACGAAUCAUCUUCAGAGUGUUCCAGUAUGGACUCCGAAACUAAGGAUCCUUCGCAUAUUAGUCCAGAAUCGACUAUAUUGGAAUCAAGCAAUGUUCCACUAACCGAUACUAGUUCCCGUUGCAACAACAACGAUUCAAGUGCUUGGAGUAAGCCGUGUGUUGCUAGUUCUACCAAAACGAGAACGGACAAGACUGUGUCAACGAAGACAGUGGAAACCACUUUCAUGAUUCUGACCACGCAUGAGAAAGUAACAUGUUCUGGGGUGGUGACUACCAUUCCCAUUACAGUUGCCAGUACUAUUACACUUACGAUUGAUCUAGAUGAAGAAUCUAGUCAUGGUACCAUUGCAGCUGAUGGUAGUCAAGGAAGCGCACUUCAGUUGAGCUCAGUUGCAACUUCUACCCAAGGAAGAGCACCUCAAUCAAGCUCGGUGACAACGUCUAUCCCAGAAGCUAAUGAACCUUUGAGUUAUCAAAUGGUCAUUGACACGCCUUUUGCUGGUAUUGGGAUUAGAAUGGAAAGCGCAUCCUUUAUGAUGGAAAUUUUGUUUGGAAUCAUCCUACUAUCAGUUGUUUAUUAA